GAAGCGGGGACUUCUCCUUUCAUGACAUGAAUGUCAGAGACUCCGGGCUCAAGGUGACUAAGAGAUGUCUGAGCCCAGUGGGUGGAGUGAGCGCUUAAAUACCAGGCCUGCCUGUCUUCUGGCCAUCUGGCACCCUGACUGGGACAGCUCAGCAUGGCCGGCCUACAGGCUCCACUCCUGGCCGGCCUCGUCUUCCUUUCGGUGAUGCUUCAGGCAACCAACGCAGGGCCGUAUGGCGCCAAUGUGGAGGACAGCAUCUGCUGCCGGGACUUCGUCCGCCACCCCCUGCCGCUUCGCGUGGUGAAGGACUUCUACUGGACCUCGGGCUCCUGCCGUAGGACUGGCAUCGUCUUACAAACCGUCAAGGACCGGGAGAUCUGUGCCAACCCCAAACUGCCCUGGGUAAAGAAGAUUCUCCAGAAGCUGAGCUCAUGAGGAAGCACCAUGAUGACCAUGCCCUGGCUUCUCCAGGAAGGCUCGCCAAGCCCUACCUCUCUCUCAUUACAGCUGCUCCCCACAGAAGCCUGUGCCAGCAACUCUCUCUGAGCCCUAUUGUCUCUGUCCCUGCAGCUUUUGGCCUCUACAGGGCUUCCUCCCAGCCCCUCCUCUGUCCCACUGCACCCAGGGUUCACGUCUUGUUCAGCCACUUCCUGACUCCCAUUGCUCUAGAAGAGAUCAGACCCUUCCCCUGGCCCUGACCCUCCACAUCUGGGUGCCCUCCUUGUGCCCAGCCUGGCUCCCCUUCCCUUCCUGCAUGUUGGCCUCCAGGUUCCCAUUCUCCAAACCAACGCUACCCAUUUCUACUUUGGGGUUUUCCCAGGGCUGUUCUUGCUACCUGCACGUGGCCAGGUCCCUUGCACUUCCAGGGUUUGCUCAGCCCAACUAAUCAAGACAUUUUCUAGACUUCCCUGGCCUUCAGCCUACUCAUAUCAGGCCUGACCACAGUCUGCUCAGAAUUUUCAGGCUUUAAGGGCCCGCCCUCCAGCCCCACUUUUCAGACCCAGGUCCCCAUCUUUGUUACUCUUCUCUCCUGGCCUCCAGUGUAGAGCACGGAGCACAGGCCUGGCUCAGGAUCAGGGAGCUCUGCAAGGGGCUACAGACUGAAUCAAUAAAAGUAACGUGUCCUCCUCCAAAAGAAAGAAAAAAACACCUUAUUUCUCAAUAGAGAGACCCAUCUCACUAGAAAGGAGAAGCUGGGUCAGUUGUGAAUUCCCAUUUUGCCCAGAGUCACCCGUCUUCCCCAUUUUAACUAUGCAUUGUUUGCUUUUGCUUUUUUUUUUUUCUUCCCUCAGAAUGUAUUGGUCUUCCAGCCUCCAGCAUUCAGGCCUGACCUCUUCAGAAUUCACCCAAGUCUGCUUCCCCUGCCUCCUUCCUUAAACAGCUAAUAACCAAAUUCAUGCCAUGGUGUCAGUGAUGACCCUGGCAUGGUAUUAUAAGCUCCAGUUUUAUUUAUAUAUGAAAAGAGGGUAAUUAGUUAAGAGGCCAAGUGGAUAAAUGGGAGAAUUUGAGGAAGCAUGUGGGAGGGGACAAGGUGGCACUGUCCUGGAAGCUGGCUACGGUGGGGCGGCUAUGUGUGUGGUAAAGUGAAGGAGCCUGGUGAAACUUGUUCUCGGGUGUUUGGGGCCAGGAUAAGAGCUGGAAUUUUGGACAGCUGUGUCCAAACUUCUGUGACAAAAUUCCGUGUAAAGGGAAUAAAUUUGACAAUGCUUGCUCUUUCUGAGGGAGCCUCGUGCAGCUCAGCAGGGUGGUUGAAACUAUGGGACCCUGAGUAGGCCAUGCCACUUCUCUGAGCCUCAUGUGACAAAGGAAGGUAAGAAUAGCCACCUCACAGUUAUCGAAGGGCUUGGGUCCAAAGUGCACCCUGUACCAGCCACAUAGCUCUAGGUCUUCCAAGCCUUUGACCCUCACCUGCCCACUGCCCAUGAAUGGAGCUCCCAAGUGUCCUGGGACCCACAUCCCCUCCUGUCUCACCCUUGCCUCUCAGGCUUUCUGAAAAUAAUCUUUUUAAACAGUGUCUGCCUUGGUUCCUUGGCAUCUGUGGUCCCUGUGUGAUGAGGCAGGGUGCACCACAGCUCCCUCUCUCCCCCACUGGGGAGGCUUUAACACUUAACUAGGAGAUGAAUCACCCAAGGUCAUCCUGUGAUGGACACAAAGGUCUGGGGGACAGCCACACAGGUGCCACAGGGAGGUCCAGGCAUUGGCUUCAGAGCUUCCAACCUCCAGGCCCAACCAACCCCAGGACCAGCUAACAGGAGGAUUUGGAGGGAACCCAGGUCUAGAGCUUGAAGCAGAGCAUAUUCAUUCACUAGCUCAACCUAAAUUUCCUCCUUCAAGGGUAGGUUCUAGGAAAUAAGGGGGAGAAUUGUCAGGAAAGUCUAUCUCCUUUGACAAACAACUCCAAAUCUCAUGAGCUCAACUCAAUGGCAGUGUUUCCUUCCCACAUAAAGUCAAAUCCAGCAUUCCUGUUCUGUAGGUAGCCUUCCAUGUGGUCAUCCUUCCAGGGCCCUCCUUCCUUAUCAUGGCUGCUGUGUUAGUCAGCUUUCUGUUGUUCUGACAAAAUAUCUGAGAAAAUGCACUUAAUAAAGGAAAAGGUUCGUUCUGGCUCAGCUUCAGAAGGUUUCAGUCCGUGGUUUCUGGGCUCUGUCACUUUGGGCCUCUGGUAGCACAGUACAUCACGGAAUAAGCAUGUGGCAGAGGAGCGCUAUGCUCCAUGUGGUGGCUGGGAAAGAGGGACACAGAGAAAGAAGGGAAGGGGCUGAGAUCCCAAUAUGCCCUUCAAGGAAACACCCCCUACAA
This is a messenger RNA of Heterocephalus glaber (naked mole-rat), 2796 nucleotides long. It is a transcript of the gene Ccl22, whose product is annotated as C-C motif chemokine ligand 22. The record is from RefSeq and is a predicted model, not a curated record. Gene Ontology annotation, molecular function: CCR chemokine receptor binding; chemokine activity. Gene Ontology annotation, cellular component: extracellular region. Gene Ontology annotation, biological process: eosinophil chemotaxis; antimicrobial humoral immune response mediated by antimicrobial peptide; positive regulation of GTPase activity. Lineage: Eukaryota; Metazoa; Chordata; Mammalia; Rodentia; Bathyergidae.